AUGUAGUAAAUUAGUAAGGAAAAGGAAAAUCAAAUCUAAUAAGCUAUGGACUUAGAAAAGGAUGUAAUAAGUACAUUAGGCAAAGUGAGAUAAUAUGAAACUUCAAUUAAUUCACUCAAAAGAAACAUAUAAAAAUGCAAUAUUACUUUGAAGGAAUUGGGCAGUAUUGAUCAAUAGAAGACAUACUAACCUGUUGGUAGAUGCUUUAUUUUGAAACCCAAAGCAGAUAUUGUGAACGAAGUUAAUGAAAAUAUCAAAUCACAUGAGAAAGACAUAGAUGAAUAUGAAAAGGUUAGAUAGCAUUUAAUUACAAAAGGGAAGGAGAAAGAAACUUAAUUAUAAGAAGCAAUGAAAUCAUUAAAAAUUUGA
Paramecium tetraurelia is the source of this 369-nucleotide messenger RNA. RefSeq lists its product as uncharacterized. The record is from RefSeq and is a predicted model, not a curated record. Gene Ontology annotation, molecular function: protein folding chaperone. Gene Ontology annotation, biological process: protein folding. Gene Ontology annotation, cellular component: prefoldin complex; cytoplasm. NCBI's taxonomy places the organism in Eukaryota, Ciliophora, Oligohymenophorea, Peniculida, Parameciidae. The transcript is spliced from 2 exons.